AUGAAAUCAUUGAUUCUAAUUGCCACAACAAAAAAUAUUGUGAGUAUUAGUAGUGUCACUGUAAAUAACGAUAACUCUGUUCUUGAUAAUACAAAGAACCCUAAUAACAUAAAUGGAGUUUCUUGUCUAAUAAACGAAACUUCAGUCAACAAAGAAACCAAAUGUGUGACAAAAGCAUCACACACUAAAUUAUCGACAACAGCGGACUUAAAUUUGAAACACACACAGAGUAAUUUGACUGUCAGUGACAAAAACGAAAGUAUAGAAAAUUCUACUAAAAAGAUUGGUUCAAUUAACGAUCUGGACGGUACUGCUUCUCCUUCUAAAGACAUUCAGUGGUCUAUCAAGUUGUCUCAAUCUGAUCCAUAUUCACAUGAUUUAGAAAAGAAAUUCAAAGUUUGUAAAACAUACCGCUGA
Messenger RNA from Macrosiphum euphorbiae (potato aphid), 417 nucleotides. Lineage: Eukaryota; Metazoa; Arthropoda; Insecta; Hemiptera; Aphididae. The record is from the annotation of a GenBank genome assembly.